Messenger RNA from Zymoseptoria tritici IPO323, 4097 nucleotides. RefSeq lists its product as uncharacterized. The transcript has a single exon. The record is from RefSeq and is a predicted model, not a curated record. Bases 1 to 4089 code for a protein of 1362 amino acids. Gene Ontology annotation, molecular function: iron ion binding; 2 iron, 2 sulfur cluster binding; molybdopterin cofactor binding. NCBI's taxonomy places the organism in Eukaryota, Fungi, Ascomycota, Dothideomycetes, Mycosphaerellales, Mycosphaerellaceae.
AUGGCUCCAGGCCUGAUCGAUCCUCAGCCCGCCGUUGAACCGACUCAGCGAACGGACCUCACAUCAGUCACCUCAGAAUGGACAGACGAACUCAGAUUCUACCUGAACGGUACUAAAGUCGUCCUCGAUACCGCCGACCCCGAGGUCACCCUCCUCGAAUACCUCCGUGGAAUCGGCUUGACGGGAACGAAACUAGGCUGUGCAGAAGGAGGAUGCGGUGCCUGCACAGUCGUGGUGUCACAGUAUAACCCCACCACCAAGAAAAUCUACCACGCCUCUGUCAACGCAUGUCUCGCACCACUGGUCUCAGUCGACGGCAAGCAUGUCAUCACAGUAGAAGGGAUCGGAAAUGUCAAGAGGCCACAUCCGGCGCAGGAGAGAGUGGCAAUGGGGAAUGGCAGUCAGUGUGGAUUCUGCACACCAGGGAUUGUCAUGAGCUUGUAUGCUCUGCUGAGGAAUACAGAUGCUCCGUCAGAGCAGGAGGUCGAAGAGGCGUUUGAUGGGAACCUUUGUCGGUGUACGGGUUAUCGACCGAUAUUAGACGCUGCACAGACGUUCAGCAAAGUGUCAGGGUGUGGGAAGGCUAAGGCCAACGGAGGUGGUGGGUGUUGCAUGGAGAAGAAAGGUACGGAUGGAGCGAAUGGAGGCGGGUGUUGUAAGAGUGGGGACAAGGACGAUGAUCAACCGAUCAAGAAGUUUACACCGCCUGGCUUCAUCGAGUACAACCCAGAGACAGAAUUGAUCUUUCCACCGGCAUUGAGGAGGCAUGAGUACAAGCCGCUGGCUUUUGGCAACAAGAAGAAGCGAUGGUAUCGACCAGUCACAGUGGAGCAGUUAUUGGAGAUCAAGAGCGUAUACCCUUCGGCGAAGAUCAUUGGAGGCAGCACGGAGACACAGAUCGAAGUCAAGUUCAAGGCAAUGCAAUAUACAGUCUCUGUCUUCGUAGGCGACAUUCCAGAGCUCAGGCAAUUCACAUUCGAGGAUGACCAUGUCGAGGUGGGUGGCAACAUCACUCUGACCGAUCUGGAGUUCCUCGCACUGGACGCUGCAUCACAUUACGGCGAGAGACGGGGCCAGCCUUUUACUGCCAUCAACAAGCAGAUCAGAUACUUUGCCGGACGCCAAAUUCGAAAUGUAGGGACGCCAGCUGGAAAUCUCGCAACAGCAUCUCCCAUCUCUGACUUGAACCCUGUUCUCCUCGCCACCAAUGCGACCAUUUUGGCAAAGUCUCUAGACAAGGUCACCGAAAUCCCCAUGUCCGACUUCUUCAAAGCGUAUCGAGUCACUGCUCUCCCUCCAGACGCCAUCAUCUCCAGCAUUCGCAUCCCGGUCUUCCAAGAAAAGGGGGAGUACAUGCGCGCAUAUAAGCAGUCAAAGCGGAAAGACGACGACAUUGCCAUCGUCAAUGCAGCUCUGCGCGUCCACUUGAACGAGGAAAAUUUCGUCCAAAACUGCAGUCUUGUCUACGGAGGCAUGGCGCCGGUCACAAUCGCCGCGAAGAACGCUGUGGCUUAUCUCGAAGGCAAGAGGUUCACCGACCCGACCACGCUUGAAGGCGUGAUGAACGCUCUCGAGCAGGACUUUGAUCUCCGCUUCGGCGUGCCAGGUGGCAUGGCGACCUAUCGAAAGUCGCUCGCUCUGGGUUUCUUCUACCGUUUCUACCACGAGAUCCUCCGCGAGCUGAAUCCAGAAGGCGUUGAGAUCGACCAGGACUGCGUUGACGAGAUCCACCGUGAGAUCAGCAAGGGCAAGAAAGACCACGAUGCUGGACGAGCGUAUGAGAAGAAGAUCAUUGGUAAAGAAGCGCCGCACGUCGCUGCAUUGAAGCAGACUACUGGUGAAGCACAGUACACGGAUGACAUUCCUGUGCAGAAGAACGAGUUAUACGGAUGUAUGGUGCUGAGCACAAAACCGCACGCGAAGAUUCUGAGAGUGGAUCCUUCAGCAGCGCUCGACCUCCCAGGUGUCGCCGACUAUGUGGAUCACACCGACCUGCCGACUCCAGAGGCGAACUUCUGGGGUGCACCGAAUUGUGAUGAGACUUUCUUCGCGGUCGAUGAGGUAUUUACUGCUGGCCAGCCCAUCGGCCUGGUAUUGGCGACUUCGGCGAAAUUGGCGGAGGCAGGUGCGAGAGCUGUCAAAGUCGAGUAUGAGGAGCUGCCAGCGAUCUUCACAAUGGAAGAGGCGAUUGAGGCGAACAGCUUCUUCGACCACUACCACUUCAUCAACAAUGGGGACGUUGACAAAGCCUUUGCCGAGGCGGAUCAUGUCUUCACUGGUACUGCGCGUAUGGGUGGACAGGAGCACUUCUACCUCGAAACGAAUGCCUGCGUUGCUGUACCUAAGCCUGAAGACGGCGAGAUGGAAAUUUUCAGCUCAACGCAGAAUCCUAGUGAAACUCAGGCUUACGUUGCGCAAGUCACGGGCGUCGCGGCGAACAAGAUUGUCAGCCGAGUAAAGCGACUGGGAGGAGGGUUCGGCGGAAAGGAGACACGAUCGAUCCAGCUCGCUGGAAUUUGUGCAAUCGCUGCGAAGAAGACUGGACGACCCGUACGAUGCAUGCUCAACCGCGAUGAGGACAUUCUCACAUCUGGACAACGACAUCCAUUCCUAGCUCGCUGGAAAGUUGCAGUGAACAAAGAUGGCAAGGUCCAAGCUCUGGACGCAGACAUCUUCAACAACGGUGGGUGGUCGCAGGAUCUCAGUGCAGCGGUCGUAGAUCGCGCAAUGAGCCACGUGGAUGGAGUAUACAAUAUUCCCAACGUCUUCGUCCGCGGCCGCAUCUGCAAGACCAAUACCGUCUCCAAUACUGCUUUCCGGGGCUUCGGCGGACCGCAGGGAAUGUUCAUCGCCGAGACCAUGAUGGAAGAAGUCGCCGACCAUCUCAAGAUACCAGUCGAGACUCUCCGCGAGAUGAACAUGUACGCUCCAGGUGACAAGACCCACUUCCGACAAGAACUCAAAGACUGGUACGUGCCCCUUAUGUGGAAUCAAAUACGCGAGGAAUCCUCGUGGGAAGCCCGCAAAGAGGCGGUCGCCGCCUUCAACGCCAAAUCGAAGUGGAAGAAACGCGGCAUGGCUCUCAUACCGACCAAGUUUGGCAUCUCCUUCACUGCGCUGUUCCUCAAUCAAGCCGGUGCGCUGGUCCACAUCUAUCACGACGGCUCCGUGCUCGUCGCUCAUGGUGGCACGGAAAUGGGUCAGGGAUUACAUACCAAAAUGACCAUGAUCGCCGCGGAAGCGUUAGGUGUGCCGGUGGAGAACGUCUUCAUCUCGGAGACUGCGACCAAUACCGUAGCCAACACUUCAUCCACGGCAGCGAGCGCGUCGUCAGACUUGAACGGCUACGCGAUCUGGAACGCAUGCGACCAGCUGAACGAGCGACUGAAGCCUUACCGCGAGAAGCUGGGCAAGGAGGCAACGAUGAAGCAGCUCGCGCACGCGGCGUACUUCGACCGCACCAAUCUCUCCGCCAAUGGCUUCUACAAGACUCCCGACAUCGGCUACGUCUGGGGUCCCAACACUGGCCAGAUGUUCUUCUACUUCACCCAGGGGGUUGCCGCUGCGGAAGUCGAAGUUGACACCCUGACUGGCGACUGGACCUGCUUGCGCGCGGAUAUCAAAAUGGACGUCGGUCGCUCGAUCAAUCCUGCCAUUGACUAUGGACAAAUUGAAGGUGCGUUCAUUCAAGGGUUGGGCCUGUUCACGAUGGAAGAAUCACUUUGGCAUCGAGCCUCGGGGCAAAUUGCGACGAGAGGACCGGGCAAUUAUAAGAUCCCAGGGUUCAGAGAUAUUCCGCAGGAGAUGAACAUCUCAUUGCUGAAGGACGUGGAGUGGGAGAAUUUGAGGACGAUUCAGAGGAGUCGUGGGGUUGGAGAACCACCGUUGUUCAUGGGGAGUGCGGUGUUCUUCGCGAUCAGGGAUGCUUUGAAGGCGCAGAGGAAGGACUAUGGGUUAGAAGACGAGGUUCUGAAGUUGGUCAGUCCCGCGACAGUCGAGAGGAUCAGGGUCAGUUGUGGGGAUGAUAUUGUGAAGAGAGCGAUGGUGGAGCCGCAAGAGGGUGAGAAGAGCUUUUUCGUGGCGAUCUGAUUGGAGUG